AUGGCCAUCAAAGCAAAGGCCUUGUCCAAAUUGCCUAUGCCAUUUUCGCAAGGAGGGAGGCAAUUUGAAGACCGAAUGUCCGACCAUUAUGGCCAUCCUUUACGGACUCGGAACCAAUAUACCGAGAAAGCGCACAAGACUGGCAGAGUUGUCGAAAUCAUCGCAUCUACAAGCACUAUACUCAUGAGGAAAGACGAAAGCUCAGGAGGGCCCUUGUCCUCGUCCUCAUACUACUCAUCCUUGUCGUCCUCAUGGUUGUCUGUCUCCAUUAAACUUUAUGGCAUUAAACCGCCCAUCUGUGGCUGGCAGGGGAUGUGA
Molecule: messenger RNA, 318 nt
Organism: Penicillium samsonianum
Lineage: Eukaryota; Fungi; Ascomycota; Eurotiomycetes; Eurotiales; Aspergillaceae
Exons: 1
Coding region: 1-318 (105 amino acids)
Source: RefSeq, a predicted model, not a curated record